Messenger RNA from Nothoprocta perdicaria, 1993 nucleotides. RefSeq names its product TatD DNase domain containing 3 (gene TATDN3). The record is from RefSeq and is a predicted model, not a curated record. Bases 1 to 825 code for a protein of 274 amino acids. Gene Ontology annotation, molecular function: hydrolase activity, acting on ester bonds. The transcript is spliced from 10 exons. Lineage: Eukaryota; Metazoa; Chordata; Aves; Tinamiformes; Tinamidae.
AUGGCGGCGGCCGUGCCGGGGCUGGUGGACUGUCACUGCCACCUGGCCGCGCCCUGCUUCCUGACGGACGUGGCGGACGUGGUGCGGGCGGCGCAGCAGGCGGCCGUGACGGCGCUCGUCGUGGUCUCGGAGCACGUGGGGGACUUCGACCGGAUCGCYGAGCUCGCCGAGAGGUUCCCCGGGUUCGUCCUGCCCUGCCUGGGACUUCACCCCAUCCAGGAUGUAUCCCCGGAGGAGCGGCGCAGCGUCACGCUGCAGGAUCUGCACGCUGCGCUGCCGCUUAUAGAGCGCUAUGAAGAUAGGCUGGUAGCAAUUGGAGAAGUUGGACUAGAUUUCGCUCCCAGAUAUGCAAGCACAGAUGAACAGAAAGAAGAACAAAGACAGGUUUUGAUCCAGCAGAUUCAGUUAGCAAAAAGACUGGAUUUGCCCUUAAAUGUUCAUUCCUACUCAGCCGGAAGGCCAACCAUUCGUCUCUUACAGGAACAAGGUGCUGAGAACGUGUUACUCCAUGCAUUCGAUGGGAAGCCAUCUGUAGCAAUGGAAGGGGUGAAAUCUGGAUAUUUCUUCUCCAUCCCGCCUUCUGUUAUAAGGAAUGAGCAGAACCAGAAACUUGUGAAACUCUUACCUCUGGAAAAUAUAUGCUUAGAAAGUGACUCUCCUGUUCUGGGGCCUGUAAAACAGGAAAGAAAUGAACCAAAAAAUAUUUACAUAGCUGCCGAAUGUAUUGCCAGAAUUAAAGGAAUCCCAGUUGAAGAAGUUAUAGAAGUGACAACACAGAAUGCGCUGAGGGUAUUUCCAAAACUUCGGAACUUUCUUCGCUUAUAGGCUUAGCAUUACAUAAAACCUGAAAUAAGUUACGUCACAGAAACYGCUGUUUAUGGCCUCAUAAAUAAAACCAACACACGUUCUGUCUCAAAGUGGAGUUUUGCUGUAGGAGAGUCCAAGAAAUCUGUUGCAUAGUUGCGUGCUGUGGUCUAUAUUGUGUAUUUCUUGAAUAUAUUGUUCUUGCACAUCAUUGUCAUGUUAAACAUGGGCUAAAGUUGGAUCAUUUCCAUCUGUCAUCUUCCUGAAUGAACGUAAAGAAGAGCAGCACAAAAUUUGGAUAAUGUAAAGUGUAUUUUUUCAGAGUGCUUGUCUGCUGCUCCUAGCCUGGGGUAUGGCUAAUGCUCAGUGCUCAACGUCAUCCUCAUCCCUCGGUUUCUGCCUUUGUGCACGUAGGGAAGUCAGCCGGUUAGCACGUCUUUACAGUGCGUAAUCCCCGGGACACAUCCCUGCCUGAGCCCCUUGAGAAGCUCUGCUGGACGAGRUGUUUUUGGUGCAUUUUGUUGCUUCAGCUCUGAGAGCAGUGCAGAAGCACAGCUCCAGUUUCCUUCAAAGGAUUUGGAAGAAGAGCUGCAGCCCUUCGACUCCUUCCUCCGCUUCCCCUGUGUGCAGUAGCUCAGAACUUGCUUUCUCCUGGAGUGAGAUCAUUAGAUUUCGCUCUUUUCUACGUUCAAGGUGAGCCAGGUCAUCUUCUCCAGAAGAUGUGUUGAAGACAARAUCUGUGCUAUUUUGAGAAGGUUCUGAUCUUUGUUUUGUUUCCUUUUAGAACCAUAUUCUAUUUUAUAUAGGUAAAUUAUGGGUUAGAAAGAAGUUGUAACUAGUCUGAGAAAGAGGAGCCUUAAGUUCAUUCCUAUUUCAAGAAUUUUCUGUUSUUGCUGUUUAACUCUUCUGACUGCUCCAUAUCAGGAGCAAUCAGAUGUGAGAGGUAGGCAAUCCCCAGUUUUGUGAGAUUCUGGAGGUGCCUCUCUGCUGUACAGGCACAUUGGAUGCCUGCCUUGAAGCUGUAAAUUGAGAUACAUUGGCCAAUGGCCUAAAAACUGAAUGCUCUGCUGCCUCACGGGGUCUGUGUGGAUGUGAACCUGUUGAAACACCAACAUUUUCUUGACUGUAAAACAGCAAUGAGCCAAAUAAGUUAUGAAGGUGAAUUGUUCUGAGGGUCAGCUAAAGAACA